Elephantulus edwardii (Cape elephant shrew) is the source of this 5707-nucleotide messenger RNA. RefSeq names its product obscurin-like 1 (gene OBSL1). Bases 17 to 5707 code for a protein of 1896 amino acids. The record is from RefSeq and is a predicted model, not a curated record. NCBI's taxonomy places the organism in Eukaryota, Metazoa, Chordata, Mammalia, Macroscelidea, Macroscelididae. The transcript is spliced from 20 exons. Gene Ontology annotation, molecular function: protein binding.
GUCCCAGGCCUCCGCGAUGAAGGCGAGCUCUGGAGAACAAGGGAGCCCCCCGUGUUUCCUCCGCUUCCCGCGGCCCGUGCGGGUAGCGAGCGGGGGCGAAGUGGAGCUCCAGUGCGUGGUGCUGGGCGAGCCGCCGCCCACCGUGGUGUGGGAGAAGGGCGGGCAGCAACUGGUGGCCUCGGAGCGCCUGAGCUUCCCCGCGGACGGCGCGGAACAUGGCCUGUUGCUGAGGAGCGCGCUGCCCACCGACGCGGGGGUCUACGUGUGCCGCGCGCGCAACGCGGCCGGCGAGGCCUACGCGGCGGCCGCCGUCACUGUGCUCGAGCCACCGGCGCCCGAGCCCGAGCCGCCGGCCACCGAGCGCCCAGUCGCGCCGCCCGGGGCUGGGGAGGGCGCCCCGGUGUUCCUGACCGGGCCUCGGUCACAGUGGGUGCUGCGUGGGGCCGAGGUGGUGCUUACGUGCCAGGUGGGAAGCCUGCCCGAGCCCACGCUGUACUGGGAGAAAGAUGGGAUGGCCCUGGACGAAGUGUGGGAUAGCAGCCACUACACCCUGGUGCCGGGCCGCACCGAGGGCGGCCGCGGAGUGAGCCUCACGCUGCGCAUCCUGGGGGCGCGGCUGCCCGACUCGGGCGUCUACGUGUGUCAUGCCCGCAACCCUCAAGGCCAUGUGCAGGCGGGUGCGCUGCUCCAGGUGCACCAGCCCCCCGAGAGUCCGCCCGCGGACUCAGAGGAGGAACCCCAGCCCGUGGUGGAACCGAUCAAGUGCGCACCCAAGACCUUCUGGGUGAACGAGGGCAAGCACGCCAAGUUCCGCUGCUACGUGAUGGGCAAGCCCGAGCCGGAGAUCGAAUGGCACUGGGAGGGCCGCCCACUGCUGCCCGACCGCCGCCGCCUCAUGUACCGCGACCGCGAUGGCGGCUUCGUGCUCAAGGUGCUCUACUGCCAAGCCAAGGACCGCGGGCUCUACGUGUGCGCCGCGCGCAACUCGGCUGGCCAGACGCUCAGCGCAGUGCAGCUGCACGUCAAAGAGCCCCGCCUCCGGUUCUCCAGGCCCCUGCAGGACGUGGAGGGCCGGGAGCAUGGCAUCGUGGUGCUGGAGUGUAAAGUCCCCAACUCCCGCAUCCCCACGGCCUGGUUCCGGGAGGACCAGCGGCUGCUUCCCUGUCGCAAGUACGAGCAGAUUGAGGAGGGCGCCAUCCGGCGCCUCAUCAUCCACCGGCUCAAGGCGGAUGAUGACGGCGUCUACCUGUGUGAGAUGCGGGGCCGUGUGCGCUCCGUGGCCAACGUGACAGUCAAAGGGCCCAUCCUGAAGCGGCUGCCCCGGAAACUGGACGUCCUGGAGGGAGAGAACGCGGUGCUGCUGGUGGAGACUCGAGAGCCCGGGGUUGAGGGGCACUGGAGCCGUGAUGGGGAGGACCUACCAGCCACCUGCCAGAGCAGCUCUGGCCAGAUGCAUGCCCUGGUCCUGCCCGGGGUCACCCGAGAGGAUGCUGGCGAGAUCACCUUUAGUGUGGGCAACUCCAGGACCACCACUCUGCUCAGAGUCAAAUGUGUCAAGCACAGCCCCCCAGGCCCACCAGUGCUGGCAGAGAUGUUCAAGGGCCACAAGAACACCGUCCUGCUCACCUGGAGGCCUCCCGAGCCGGCUCCCGAGACCCCCUUCAUCUACAGGCUGGAGCGGCAGGAGGUGGGCUCAGAAGACUGGGUUCAGUGCUUCAGCAUCGAGAAGGCUGGUGCCGUGGAGGUGCCUGGAGAUUGCGUGCCCAACGAGGGGGACUACCGCUUCCGGGUCUGCACGGUCAGCGAGCACGGCCGCAGCCCCCACGUGGUGUUUCAGGGCUCUGCCCACCUCGUGCCUACAGCACGCCUGGUGGCAGGUCUGGAGGAUGUGCAAGUGUAUGAUGGGGAGGACGCCGUCUUCUCGCUCGACCUCUCCACCAUCAUCCAGGGCGUCUGGUUCCUCAAUGGACAAGAGCUGAAGAGCGAUGAGCCGGAAGGCCAAGUGGAGCCUGGGGCCCUGCGAUACCGCAUGGAGCAGAAGGGCCUGCAGCACAGGCUCAUCCUCCUCGGCGUCAAACAUCAGGACAGCGGGGCCCUCGUGGGCUUCAGCUGCCCCGGGGUGCAGGACUCAGCAGCCCUCACCAUCCAAGAGAGCCCUGUGCACAUCCUGAGCCCGCAGGACAAGUUGUCGCUGAACUUCACAACAUCUGAUCGUGUGGUGCUGACCUGUGAGCUCUCCAGGGAGGACUUCCCAGCCAACUGGUACAAGGAUGGAGAGGUGGUGACCAAGAACGAGGCGAUGCUGGUGAAGGUGGACGGGCGGAAACACCGCCUCAUCCUGCCUGCGGCGGAGGUCUGGGACAGCGGCGAGUUUGAGUGCAGGACCGAAGGGGUCUCGGCCUUCUUCAGCGUCACUGUCCAAGAACCCCCGGUGCACAUCGUGGAGCCCCGGGAGCACAUGUUCGUACAUGCCAUCACCUCUGAGUGCGUCAUGCUGGCCUGCGAGGUGGACCGGGAGAACGCCCCCGUGCGCUGGUACAAGGACGGCCAGGAAGUAGAGGAGAGCGACACGCUGGUGGUGGAGAGAGAAGGGGUCCACCACCGCCUGGUGCUGCCCACCGCCCAUCCCGCAGACGGUGGCGAGUUCCAGUGUGUCGCUGGAGAAGAGCGCGCCCACUUCACUGUCACCAUCACAGAUGUGUCUUCGUGGAUCGUGUACCCCAAUAGCAAGGUGUACGUGUCCGCCGUGCGCCUGGAGCGCGUGGUGCUGACCUGCGAGUUGUGCCGGCCCUGGGCCGAGGUGCGCUGGACCAAGGACGGGGAGGAGGUAGUGGAGAGCCCAGCGCGGGUCCUGCAGAAAGAGGAAACCGUCCGCCGGCUGGUGCUGCCCUCUGUCCAGCUCGAGGACUCCGGGGAGUACCUGUGUGAAAUCAACAACGAGUCGGCCUCGUUCACCGUCACUGUCACAGAGCCCCCCGUGAGGAUCCUACACCCCCGGGAUGAGGUGACGUUGGUCGCUGUGAGCUUAGAGUGUGUGACCCUGCUGUGCGAGCUGUCUCGGGAUGAUGCCCCCGUGCGUUGGUACAAAGAUGGGCUGGAGGUGGAGGAGAGCGAGGGCCUGGUCCUGGAGAGCGACGGGCCCCGGCGCCGCCUGGUGCUGCCUGCUGCCCAGCCCGGGGACUCGGGCGAGUUUGUGUGUGAUGCCGGCGACGACUCAGCCUUCUUCACUGUCACCGUCACAGCCCCCCCAGAGAGGAUAGUACACCCAGCAGCUCGCAGCCUGGAUCUGCAGUUCUGGGCUCCCGGGCGCGUGGAGCUGCGCUGCGAGGUGGCCCCAGCUGGGUCACAGGUGCGCUGGUACAAGGAUGGGCUGGAGGUGGAAGUCUCAGACACCCUGCAGCUGGGUGCCGAGGGCUCCACACGCACCCUGACCCUGCCCCAAGCCCAACCUGAGGACGCCGGGGAGUACGUGUGUGAGACCCGCGAUGAGGCCGUCACCUUCAACGUCAACCUGGCUGAGCCCCCGGUGCAGUUCCUGGCCCCGGAGACAGCCCCCGGCCCGCUCUGCGUGGCCCCCGGGGAGCCAGUGGUGCUGAGCUGUGAGCUGUCACGGGCCAGCGCCCCUGUGCUCUGGAGCCACAACGGGAGGCCCCUGCAGGAGGAUGAGGGCCUGAAGCUCUGGGCAGAGGGCCCCCGCAGAGCCCUGUGCAUCCGGGCUGCCCUCCAGGCCCACGCCGGCCUCUACACAUGCCAGAGCGGGGCAGCCCCGGGGGCCCCCAGCCUCAGCUUCACCGUCCAGGUGGCUGAACCCCCUGUGCAGGUGGUAGCCCCUGAUACAGCCCAGACGAGGGUCCGCAGCGCCCCAGGCAGGGACCUGGAGCUGGUGGUGCACCUCUCCAGGCCGGGGGGUCCCGUGCGCUGGUACAAGGAUGGGGAGCGCCUGGCAAGCCAGGGUCGGGUACUGCUGGAGCAGGUCGGGGGCCGGCAGGUGCUGCGGGUGCGGGGGGCACGGAGAGGGGACUCGGGGGAGUACCUGUGCGACACACCCCAGGACAGCCGCAUUUUCCUCGUCACAGUGGAAGAACCUCCACCGGUGAAGCUGGUCUCAGAGCUGACACCACUAACGGUUCAUGAGGGCGAUGAUGCCACAUUCCGCUGUGAAGUCUCACCACCAGACGCUGAGGUCACCUGGCUGCGCAACGGGGCCAUUAUCAGUCCAGGGCCCCAACUGGAGGUCGUCCAGCAUGGUUCAAGCCACACACUGACCAUUCGAGGCUGCUGCCUCCAGGAUGCAGGGACUGUGACUGCCCAGGCAGGGGACACGGCCACCAGUGCCCGGCUCCAUGUUCGAGAGGCUGAGCUGCUCUUCCUACGACGGCUGCAGGACGUGAGGGUGGAGGAAGGCCAGGAUGUGUGCCUCGAGGUGGAGACAGGACGGGUGGCCGAGACCGGGGCCGUGCGCUGGCUGCGUGGUGGCGAGUCCCUACCCCACGAUGCCCGCCUGUCUGUGGCCCAGGAUGGCCACAUCCACCGCCUCUUCAUCCGUGGUAUCUUGCUGGCUGACCAGGGCACCUACGGCUGCGAGAGCCGCCACGAUCGCACCCUGGCCAGGCUCAGCGUGAGGCCAAAGCAGCUGAGAGCUCUGAGACCUCUGGAGGAUGUGACCAUUAGCGAGGGGGGCACCGCCACCUUCCAGCUGGAGCUGUCCCAGGAGGGCGUGGCUGGGGAGUGGGCCCAGGGCGGAGUCCGCCUGCAGCCAGGGCCCAAGUGCCACAUUCACGCGGAGGGCCACAGCCACCGCCUGGAGCUCAGCGGCCUAGGCCUGGCAGACUCAGGCUGCAUUUCCUUCACUGCGGAUUCCCUGCGCUGUGCAGCCAAACUCACUGUGAAAGAGGCCCCAGUGACCAUCGUGAGGGGUCCGCAGGACCUUGAGGUGACUGAGGGUGACACAGCUACGUUUGAGUGCGAGCUUUCCCAGACCUUGGCAGAUGUCACCUGGGAGAAGGACGGUCGCGUGCUUGCUGCCAGUCCCCGAAUCAGGUUACAGGCCCUCGGAGUGCGCCGCCUUCUGCAGCUGCGGCGCUGCGGCCCCUCAGAUGCCGGGACCUACAGCUGCGCAGUUGGCACGGUUCGCGCCGGGCCAGUCUGUCUCGCUGUGCGCGAGCGCACCGUGGCGGUCAUCACCGAGCUCCAGUCGGUGCGCGCCCGGGAAGGCGACGGCGCCACGUUCGAGUGCACGGUUUCGGAGGCCGAGACCACGGGGCUCUGGCAGCUCGGAGGCCGCAAGCUGAAGCCGGGAGGCCGAGUCCGCAUCCGACAAGAAGGGAAGAAACACAUGCUGGUGCUGAGCGAGCUACGCGAGGAGGACACGGGAGAAGUCCGCUUCGAGGCGGGACCCGCCCAGUCCACUGCCCAGCUGGAGGUGGAGGCACUGCCUCUCCAGAUGUGCCGCCGCCCCCCUCGCGAGAAGACAGUUCUGGCUGGCCGCCGGGCAGUGCUGGAGGUGACUGUGUCCCGCUCCGGGGGCCACGUGUGCUGGCGGCGGGAGGGGGCUGAGCUGUGCCCCGGAGACAAGUAUGAGCUGCGCAGCCACGGCCCCACCCACAGCUUGGUCAUCCAUGACGUGCGACCCGAGGACCGGGGCACUUACUGCUGCCAGGCCGGCCAGGACAGCGCCUACACCCAGCUGCUGGUGGAGGGUGAGUGA